UGCCAGUCAGUGCCACCUAUCAAUGCCAAUCAGUGCCACCUAUCACUGCUGCCAAUCAGUGCCACCUAUCAGUGCCAGUCAGUGUCGCCUAUCAGUGCCAUGCCAGUCAGUGCUGUCUAACAGUGCCAGUCAGUGUUGCCUAACAGUGCCAGUCAGUGCCAUAUAUCAGUGUCAUGCAUCAGUGUCAUGUAUCAGUGCUGCCUUUCAGUGCCCAUCAGUGAUGCCUGUCAAUGCCCAUCAGUGCAACCUACCAGUGCCUCCUCAUCAG
Messenger RNA from Staurois parvus, 268 nucleotides. The record is from the annotation of a GenBank genome assembly. Lineage: Eukaryota; Metazoa; Chordata; Amphibia; Anura; Ranidae.